This is a messenger RNA of Zonotrichia leucophrys gambelii, 1670 nucleotides long. It is a transcript of the gene DENND10, whose product is annotated as DENN domain containing 10. Gene Ontology annotation, biological process: regulation of early endosome to late endosome transport; protein transport. NCBI's taxonomy places the organism in Eukaryota, Metazoa, Chordata, Aves, Passeriformes, Passerellidae. The coding region runs from base 25 to 1089 and encodes 354 amino acids. Gene Ontology annotation, molecular function: guanyl-nucleotide exchange factor activity; small GTPase binding. The record is from RefSeq and is a predicted model, not a curated record. Gene Ontology annotation, cellular component: late endosome. The transcript is spliced from 9 exons.
CGGGCGGAAGGCGGCGGAGCGAAGAUGGCAGAGCCGGAGGCGCAGCUGCUGCGGGCCGUGGGGCUGAUCGAAAAAGACACCAACGGAGAUGUUUUGUGGGUUUGGUGUUAUCCGUCGGUAACAGCGGAACUGAGGACUCUGCUGCUGCGAAAGUGCUGCCUUACAGAUGAAAACCAACUGCUCCACACGUUUGUGUUCGGCCAGUAUAAAAGGUCUUGGUUCUACAUCACAACGGUAGAAGUUCAAGAUUCUCCAGCCUUGAAGAAGGUGACCCACUUCUCCAUUGUCCUGACAGCCAAAGACUUCAACCCAGAGAAAUAUGCAGCCUUCACCAGGAUCCUCUGCAGAAUCUACCUGAAGCAUGGAAGCCCAGUUAAAAUGAUGGAGAGUUACAUUGCAGUCCUCACAAAGGGCAUCUGCCAAAGUGAAGAAAAUGGAUCCUUCCUCAGCAAGGACUUUGAUGCUCGGAAGGCUUACCUUGCUGGCUCCAUCAAAGAUAUAGUGUCUCAGUUUGGAAUGGAAACAGUUAUUUUAUAUACUGCACUGAUGUUAAAGAAGAGAAUUGUAGUGUACCAUCCUAGAAUAGAAGCUAUCCAGGAAUUUACCAGGACUUUGCCUGCUUUAGUGUGGCAUCGACAAGACUGGUCAAUUCUUCAUUCAUAUGUGCAUCUAAAUGAGGAGGAACUGGAAGCCUUAAAAGCCUGCACAGGUUACAUUGCUGGAUUUACAGACUCUGAAGUGAGCAGUAGAUCCGACCUCUAUGAUGUCUAUGUGAAUUUGGCAGACAGUGAGAUUACAGUUUCACCUGUAGUAAAAGAGGCAAUGACAAUGGGAAAACUUCACAAAGAAAUUGGACAACUAAUUGUUCAGUCUGCAGAAGAUCCAGAUAAAUCAGACAGCCAAGUCAUUAAGGACAUUUCUCUGAAGACAAAAGAAAUCUUGGCUACUUUAGCCUCACUUACUGAAGUUUCUGAUGGCAAUGAAAAACCAACCCUUAAUGCUGAGGCCCUGAAACAAAAGCGAUUUCCACCAGCCACAGAAAAUUUCCUUUUUCAUUUAGCAGCUGCUGAACAAAUGCUCAAAAUCUGAUUUUGAUGCACUGCAGUGUUAUGGACCAAUUCUGAAAAAGCUGUCUCUGCCAUCCAGAUAGGUAUACCUGGUAUUUUAUAUGAAAACUAAAGGUAUGAGUCAAUGUCCUAGUUACUGAUGUAAUGCAGAAUAUUGGAGCUUGACUGGGAACAUAUGGAGACAUAUUUGGGAACAUUCCUGGUGUCAUUAUCUCCCCCAACUCUCACUGUGUACCUAUGGCUCCUGUGUUUCACCCCACAGAGCGAGUGGGUGUACAAGUAGCACAGGCCAGUGUGUCCAGGCUGUGUGUCCAGCAGUGUAGUGGCUGUUUGUCCUGCACACUGCAGAGGCUGGACAGCUCUGACUUGUCUGCCUGGGGUCUGGAACACGGCUGCAGCACAGCUGGGAUGUGCUGAUCUCUGCACAGGACACCUGAACAUGCUCUGAGUGCUCCUUCUGGGCUUCCAGGGAUGCCAGCCUGGUGUCAGAUGCUGCUCCUGCUCUGGACUGCCUGGUACCUGGAAAUCCCAAAUAAAUGGACAAGUUCUCUAUUUCUACUUGAAAGUGUCUAGGUGUGAAUAAAGGAUGUCUGGGAAAAUCUG